CCCUCCGCCUCCCUUCCCCCUCCCCGCCCAGCAGCGGUCGCUCCGGCCCCUGCUCUCGGUUAUAAGAUGGCGGCGCUGAGCGGCGGCGGCGGCGGCGGCGCGGAGCAGGGCCAGGCUCUGUUCAACGGAGAUAUGGAGCCCGAGGCCGGCGCCGGCGCCGCGGCCUCUUCGGCUGCGGACCCUGCCAUUCCCGAGGAGGUGUGGAAUAUCAAACAAAUGAUUAAGUUGACACAGGAACAUAUAGAAGCCCUAUUGGACAAAUUUGGUGGGGAGCAUAAUCCACCAUCAAUAUAUCUGGAGGCCUAUGAAGAAUACACCAGCAAGCUAGAUGCCCUCCAACAGCGAGAACAACAGUUACUGGAAUCCCUGGGGAAUGGAACUGAUUUUUCUGUUUCUAGCUCUGCAUCAACAGACACCGUUACAUCUUCUUCCUCCUCUAGCCUUUCAGUGCUACCUUCAUCUCUUUCAGUUUUUCAAAAUCCCACAGAUGUAUCACGGAGCAAUCCAAAGUCACCACAAAAACCUAUCGUUAGAGUCUUCCUGCCCAAUAAACAGAGGACAGUGGUACCUGCAAGAUGUGGAGUUACAGUCCGAGACAGUCUAAAGAAAGCUCUGAUGAUGAGAGGUCUAAUCCCAGAGUGCUGUGCUGUUUACAGAAUUCAGGAUGGAGAGAAGAAACCGAUUGGCUGGGACACUGAUAUUUCCUGGCUCACUGGAGAGGAACUACAUGUAGAAGUGUUGGAAAAUGUCCCGCUUACCACACACAACUUUGUACGGAAAACUUUUUUCACCUUAGCAUUUUGUGACUUUUGUCGAAAGCUGCUUUUCCAGGGUUUUCGCUGUCAAACAUGUGGUUAUAAAUUUCACCAGCGUUGUAGUACAGAGGUUCCACUGAUGUGUGUUAAUUAUGACCAACUUGAUUUGCUGUUUGUCUCCAAGUUCUUUGAACACCACCCAAUACCACAGGAGGAGGCCUCCAUAGCAGAGACUGCCCUUACGUCCGGAUCAUCCCCUUCUGCUCCCCCCUCCGAUUCUACUGGGCCCCAAAUCCUCACCAGUCCGUCUCCUUCAAAAUCCAUUCCAAUUCCACAGCCUUUCCGACCAGCAGAUGAAGAUCAUCGAAAUCAAUUUGGACAACGAGACCGGUCCUCAUCAGCUCCAAAUGUGCAUAUAAACACAAUAGAACCUGUCAAUAUCGAUGACUUGAUUAGAGACCAAGGGUUUCGUAGUGACGGAGCCCCUUUGAACGAGCUGAUGCGCUGUCUUCGGAAAUGCCAAUCCCGGACUCCCAGUCCCCUCCUACAUUCUGUCCCCAGUGAAAUAGUGUUUGAUUUUGAGCCUGGCCCAGUGUUCAGAGGAUCCACCACAGGUUUGUCUGCCACCCCCCCUGCCUCAUUGCCUGGCUCACUCACUAAUGUGAAAGCAUUACAGAAAUCUCCAGGACCUCAGCGGGAAAGGAAAUCAUCUUCAUCCUCAGAAGAUAGGAAUCGAAUGAAAACACUUGGUAGGCGGGAUUCAAGCGAUGAUUGGGAGAUUCCUGAUGGGCAGAUCACAGUGGGACAGAGAAUCGGAUCCGGGUCAUUUGGGACAGUCUACAAGGGGAAGUGGCAUGGUGAUGUGGCAGUGAAAAUGUUGAAUGUGACAGCGCCCACACCUCAGCAGUUACAGGCCUUCAAAAAUGAAGUAGGAGUACUCAGGAAAACUCGACAUGUGAAUAUCCUACUUUUCAUGGGCUAUUCAACAAAGCCCCAACUAGCUAUUGUUACCCAGUGGUGUGAGGGCUCCAGCUUAUAUCACCAUCUCCACAUCAUCGAGACCAAAUUUGAGAUGAUCAAGCUUAUAGAUAUUGCACGGCAGACUGCGCAGGGCAUGGAUUACUUACACGCCAAGUCAAUCAUCCACAGAGACCUCAAGAGUAAUAAUAUUUUUCUUCAUGAAGACCUCACAGUAAAAAUAGGUGAUUUUGGUCUAGCCACAGUGAAAUCUCGAUGGAGUGGGUCCCAUCAGUUUGAACAGUUGUCUGGAUCCAUUUUGUGGAUGGCACCAGAAGUGAUCCGAAUGCAAGAUAAAAACCCAUAUAGCUUUCAGUCAGAUGUCUAUGCAUUUGGGAUUGUUCUAUAUGAAUUGAUGACCGGACAGUUACCUUAUUCAAACAUCAACAACAGGGACCAGAUAAUUUUUAUGGUUGGACGAGGAUAUCUUUCUCCAGAUCUCAGUAAGGUACGGAGUAACUGUCCAAAAGCCAUGAAGAGAUUGAUGGCAGAGUGCCUAAAAAAGAAAAGAGAUGAGAGGCCACUCUUUCCCCAAAUUGGCAAUAUCCAGCAUUGGGAACAGUGUUGGGAAGAAAGGUCCAGAAGAAAGUAUAGACUCUUUAACAGUGGUUACCCCUGGAAGAUUCUCGCCUCUAUUGAGCUGCUGGCCCGCUCAUUGCCAAAAAUUCACCGCAGUGCAUCAGAACCCUCCUUGAAUCGGGCUGGCUUCCAAACAGAGGAUUUUAGUCUAUAUGCUUGUGCUUCUCCAAAAACACCCAUCCAGGCAGGGGGAUAUGGAGAAUUUGCAGCCUUCAAGUAGCCACACCAUCAUGGCAACAUCUACUCUUUAUUUCUUAAGUCUUGUGUUCGUACAAUUUGUUAACAUCAAAACACAGUUCUGUUCCUCAAAUCUUUUUUUAAAGAUACAGAAUUUUCAAUGCAUAAGCUGGUGUGGAACAGAAUGGAAUUUCCCAUCCACCAAAAGAGGGAAGAAUGUUUUAGGAACCAGAAUUCUCUGCUGCCAGUGUUUCUUCUUCAACACAAAUACCACGUGCAUACAAGUCUGCCCACUCCCAGGAAGGAAGAGGAGAGAGCCUGAGUUCUGACCUUUUGAUGGUCAGGCAUGAUGGAAAGAAACUGCUGCUACAGCUUGGGAGAUUGGCUGUGGAGAGCCUGCCAGUCAGCUCUGCCCUUCUAACCGCCAGAUCAGAGUGUGGCUGGUCACCUGACGGGGCAGCUGCAAUCGCCAAGCAUCGUUCUCUUUCCUGUUCUGGGAUUUUGUCGCGGAGCUCUUUUCCCUAGUCACCACCGGUUCAUUUCUGAGGGAUGGAACAAAAAUGCAGCAUGGCCUUUCUGUGUGGUGCAUGUCCAGUCUUUGACCAAUUUCUAUCAAGUGAAGCUCUUUUAUUUAAAUGGGGAAUGAGAGGCAAGGAGGAGAUACGAUUUGGUGUAGAGGAAAAGGGAAUGCUGCAUCUUUUUCCUGACCUACUGGGUUUCUGGCCUUUGUUUCCUUGCUCACUGAGGGUGUCUGCCUAACCAAGCAGGCUGGAAAGUGCUGGUACACAUUGCCUUCCUUUCUCACUGGGUCCAGCAAUGAAGACAAGUGUUGGGGAUUUUUUUUUUUUCCUCCACAAUGUAGCAAGUUCUCAGGAAAAUACAGUUGAUAUCUUCCUCCUAAGCUCUUCCAGUCUUCAAGUACUUACGUGGCUACUUUGUCCAGGGCACAAAAUGCCAUGGCAGUAUCUGAUUCAGAGCCUACAAAACUGCUUGAUAACAGUUUUGAAUGUGUGAGACAUUUAUGUAAUUUAAAUGUAAGGUACAAGUCUUAAUUUCUGAGUUUUCUUCUAUUAUAUUUUUAUUAAAAAGAAAAUAAUUUUCAGAUUUAAUUGAAUUGGAAUAAAAGAAUACUUCCCACCAGAAUUAUAUAUCCUGGAAAAUUGUAUUUUUGUUAUAUAAACAACUUUUAAAGAAAGAUCAUUAUCCUUUUCUCUACCUAAAUAUGGGGAGUCUUAGCAUAAUGACAGAUAUUUAUAAUUUUUAAAUUAAUGGUACUUGCUGGAUCCACACUAACAUCUUUGCUAAUAUCUCAUGUUUUCCUCCAACUUCCUCUACACUACAUCCUCCAUCCUCUUUCCAGUCUUUUAUCUAGAAUAUGCAACCUAAAAUAAAAAUGGUGGUGUCUCCAUUCA
Lontra canadensis (Northern American river otter) is the source of this 3940-nucleotide messenger RNA. RefSeq names its product B-Raf proto-oncogene, serine/threonine kinase (gene BRAF). Gene Ontology annotation, cellular component: mitochondrion; cytosol; plasma membrane. Gene Ontology annotation, molecular function: protein kinase activity; ATP binding. The coding region runs from base 67 to 2571 and encodes 834 amino acids. The transcript has 22 exons. NCBI's taxonomy places the organism in Eukaryota, Metazoa, Chordata, Mammalia, Carnivora, Mustelidae. The record is from RefSeq and is a predicted model, not a curated record. Gene Ontology annotation, biological process: protein phosphorylation; signal transduction.